Messenger RNA from Phycomyces blakesleeanus NRRL 1555(-), 315 nucleotides. RefSeq lists its product as hypothetical. The record is from RefSeq and is a predicted model, not a curated record. NCBI's taxonomy places the organism in Eukaryota, Fungi, Mucoromycota, Mucoromycetes, Mucorales, Phycomycetaceae. The transcript is spliced from 3 exons. Bases 1 to 315 code for a protein of 104 amino acids.
AUGAAUAAUCCUGAAAACCAUCCUGAAAAUCAAAAAGGUCAAUAUCUAUUCCAGAUAUUACAGCAUACUUUACAGGCAAGCAAAGACUUGAAAGAUCCAUUCGAUGAUGAUACUGCAUUCAACAAUACGAGUAGCUUAAUCGUAUACUGUGCACCAGACAUUCGCUCAAAACAUAAUAUACUUUGUAACAACAUUCAAAGUAUUUGUGAUAAACAAGAGGAAUUGAUCAAACAGAUGUUUCUUGGUGCACAUUUAGCUGCUGACUUGGCCAAGAAUAAUAUAUCCGCAGAGAAUAUAAUGUUAUUGGUCAGUUGA